Messenger RNA from Plasmodium reichenowi, 933 nucleotides. RefSeq names its product stevor. The record is from RefSeq and is a predicted model, not a curated record. The transcript has 2 exons. Lineage: Eukaryota; Apicomplexa; Aconoidasida; Haemosporida; Plasmodiidae. Bases 1 to 933 code for a protein of 310 amino acids.
AUGAACAUAUAUUUCGUUAAAAUAUUAUUAUUUACCUUUUUGAUAAAUAUUUUAGUAUUACCAUAUUAUGAAAAUUGUCAAAAUAACCAUUAUAAUGUAAGCCUCAUACAAAACAACACACAAAGAACAACGAUAAAAUCAAGAUUAUUAGCACAAACAAAAAAUCAUAACCCACAUUAUCACAAUGACCCAGAACUUAAGGAAAUAAUUGAUAAAUUGAACGAAGAAGCAAUAAAGAUAUACCAACAAACUCAUGAUCCAUAUAAACAAUUGAAAGAAGUAGUAGAAAAAAACGGAACAAAAUUAACAGGUGGAAAUGGUACAGAACCUAUAUUAAAGAUAGAAAAAGAUUUAUUGGAUACAUAUGAAGAAAUAUUUGGUGAAGAAAAUAAUAUAAUGUUAAAAUCGAGUAUGUACCCAAAUGGUGAUGACAAAUAUUCAUCAUGUGAAUGUAAUGGUACUAAUAAUAUGAAAGUAGCAAGCGCAAAAGGAAAGGAUAAAUAUUUAAAACAUCUAAAACACAGAUGUAUAGGUGGAAUAUGUUCUUGCUCAGUAGGUAGUGCAAUCUUAACAUAUAUAGGUUUGGUAUUGGCAAAAUCUAAUAUCCUUGCUUACUUUGAUGUCUUAAUUGAUGCUUGUAAGACGUAUGCAUCAUAUAUCACUAUGUCUAAUAUGUUUAAUGAUGCAUCUAUUUUAGCAGCUAUAAAAGCAGGCACUGCAGGAGGCACUACAGCAGGUGGUACAACAUGUGCAAGUGUUGCUAAUAUAGCAAUAAAAGCUUCAGAUAUUGCUGUUGCCACAUUUCCCCCUUAUGGUAUUGCAGCUUUGGUUAUACUUAUAUUAGUUAUUGUACUUAUAAUAUUGUACAUAUGGUUGUAUAGAAGAAGAAAAAAUUCAUGGAAACAUGAAUGCAAGAAACAUCUAUGUAAGUAA